Molecule: messenger RNA, 1284 nt
Organism: Nanorana parkeri
Lineage: Eukaryota; Metazoa; Chordata; Amphibia; Anura; Dicroglossidae
Gene: TNFAIP6
Product: TNF alpha induced protein 6
Exons: 6
Coding region: 106-921 (271 amino acids)
Biological process (GO): cell adhesion; negative regulation of inflammatory response
Molecular function (GO): hyaluronic acid binding
Source: RefSeq, a predicted model, not a curated record
AGGGAGAUUGUGCUUUAAAAGAUCUGGUGACCAGAUGUUUCGCACAGGCUGAGUUAGAUGAGAGAGUUGUUCCUUUGGAAGAAAUCCCUCUUAAAUUGCUGAAACAUGAAAAAAAUGAUAUUCUUCGUUCUGUUCGCUCUGCACUUGGACAGAACCUUCGGAUGGGGAUUCAGGAACGGCAUACUGCACAAUUCCAUCUGGUUAGAACAAGCAGCUGGAGUUUAUCACCGAGAAUCACGGAACGGAAAAUACCAACUUACCUACAGAGAGGCCAGAGCUGUGUGUGAAUAUGAAGGCGGAGAGCUUGCUACGUUCGAUCAACUGGAAGAGGCUAGAAAAAUAGGGUUCCAUGUAUGUGCUGCUGGAUGGCUUCACAAAGCAAGAGUUGGAUAUCCAAUAGUAAAACCUACUUUUAACUGUGGAUUUGGAAAGAAAGGCAUUAUAGAUUAUGGCUUCCGGUUAAACAAAAGUGAAAGAUGGGACGCUUACUGCUACAAUCCACAUGCGAAGGAGUGCGGAGGAGUAUUUACUGAGCCAGAGAGGAUAAUUAAGUCUCCAGGAUAUCCGAAUGAAUAUGAGAAUGAACAGAUCUGCUACUGGCAUAUCCGAAUUCAGGUUGGCCAGCGAAUUCGUCUACAAUUUUUAGAAAUGGACAUUGAGGAUGACAUGGAGUGUCUGUCUGAUUACUUAGAGGUCUACGACAGCUAUGACGAUGUUCACGGUUUAGCGGGAAGGCUUUGUGGUGACAUGCUUCCAGAUGACAUCAUCAGUACAGGGAAUGUUAUGACGUUAAAAUUCAUGACAGACAGCUCCAUCGUCGGAGGGGGAUUUCAAAUCAAGUACUCGUUUCUGGAACCACCAUCCGGAUUGAAAUUUGGACUGAGCCUAAACACGAUGUUGGAGGCCGUCCCUGACAUUUAAGCAUUGAGUAAAAACAUUAGCACACCAGUUGUUGAGAAUGCAGAAAUCAAGUGGAAUGGCUCAGGCGGUGACUCAUCCAUCUUUGCUCUGGUGAACGUAGACUGCACUGGGCUCAGGGCCAACCGACUUGAAUGGGAGAUGACUGAAACACUUAACAUCCAAAGGACUUUGAUAAAUUACUUCUUUCCAUGUAAUGCAGUUAUGAUGUUGAUUAAUAACUAAAAAGCCGCUGCCUCCACAUCAUCACUACAUAUGCUGCUGUGUUAAAGGAAACCUGUCUGGAAAAAAACUAGGCCAUUGCUGACCUAUUUCUGAAAAUGCUAGUCGCUUGGUUGUUAUGUUGAUCCUCUGACUCCAAUGCUU